AUGAAUAAGGGCCAGUGUGUGACUAAGUACUACCGUUGGAUCCAGAAGAACGGAGGCUACAUCUGGAUCCAGUCCAGCGCCACCAUCGCCAUCAACGCCAAGAACAACAACGAGAAGAACAUCAUCUGGGUCAACUACGUCCUCAGUAACCUGGAGUACAAGGACACGCCCAUUGACAUUGCCCAGCUUCACAACCUGCCAGAGAAGACGUCAGAGUCCUCGGAGACGUCCGACUCAGAGUCUGAGUCCAAGGAGAACUCCGACAACGAGAACUCCAAGUCAGGCGGUAAGGGGAACCAUUCGGAGCACAGCGAGGACCCGGAAACAGACAGCAAGAAGCAGCCCCAGCAGCCUGGACAGUCCUCCUCGGAGCAAGAGAUGAGGCGCCAGGAGGAGGGCGACAGCUCCAGCAAUCCAGAGAGCCAGGACAGCGAGGACCUGGACCAGGACAGCCUGGAGCCCUCCGACUGCGAGGGGGAGGCCCAGGGGGCCAGGCUGGACAGGCUGGGGGGCCUGGGAGGGCUGGGAGCCCUGGGGGGAAUUGGGGGAUUAGGGGGCAUAGGGGGGGUGGGGUCCAUGGGGAGCCUGGGAGGGCUGCACAUCAAGGUGGAGCACUAUGGAGAUGGAGACGGGGUGGAGCUACGCCACGCGCCCUCCUCCUCCUCUGAAGAGGAAGAGGAUGAGGAUGAGGACGAGGACGGUGACAGCGUGAAAGACUGCGACAGCAUAGCAGAGAUGGCCGCCAGCAAGCACCAGAAGAGGAGGAAAAGGAGGAAAAAACAGAAGUGGGACGGCGGACGCAGCAGGAGGCUCCGCCUCUCCUCGGCCACGCCCAGCCCAGGCGCCAUGGACGCCGCCCUGGGGGAGCCGCCCCUCCUCCCGCCCCCCUCCCCCUCCAGCGCCUCCGUCCUCAAGAUCAAGACGGAGAUGUCGGAGCCCAUCAACUUUGACAACGACAGCAGCAUCUGGAACUACCCGCCCAACCGGGAGAUCUCCAGGAACGAGUCGCCCUACAGCAUGACCACCAAGCCUCCCCCGGGGCCGCCCCCUGCCCCUGAACCCUACCCCUCCCCUCAAGGCUCCUCCCUCCAGGUGCCCAUCCCCGACUCCGUCCUAACCCCCCCUGGCACCGAGGGAGGGGCCGGAGGCGUGAACAGGAAGCAGGUCUACAACGCUGGCUCAGCCCCUUCUUCCGCCUCCAGCGUGGCCAGUUUAGCCCCGCCCCCCUCCAGCUCCUCCUCCUCCGACCCGCUAUCUCCGCCCCUCUCGGCGUCUCCACGCGACAAGCAGCAGCUAACGCCCACCACCUCCUCCUCCUCCUCCUCCUCCCUCCUCUACUCCAACGACCUCGAGGCCCUUCAGCGCCUGCAGGCCGGGAACGUCGUCCUCCCAUUGGUCCACCGCGUCACGGGCGCCCUUGCCGCCACCAGCCCCUCCUCCACGGUCUCCGCCCCCCGCGUGUACACCACAGGCACCAUCCGCUACGCCCCGGCCGAUGUGACCCUGGCCAUGCAGGGGAACCUGCUCCCCAACACACACGCCAUGAACGCCUUCGUGGACGUGAACGCCCCCGGCUUUGGCCUGGACCCCAAGACCCCCAUGGAGAUGCUGUAUCACCACGUCCACCGCAUCAACAUGUCGGCCGCCGCCGCCGCCGGCCCCUUCGGCUCGGCGGCGGGGAGCGGCGGCGGCCUGGGCCAGAUGCAGGCUGGGAACGUGUUCACCACGGCCGAGGGCCUGUUCUCCACGCUGCCCUUCCCCGUGUACAGCAACGGCAUCCACACCACUCAGACGCUGGAGCGCAAGGAGGACUGAGGCCCGGCACCCACGACCAUGUGACUGUGUUCCACUGUGUUGACAGAACAAACAAGCAAAAGACUCUUGACUUUUUAUUUUGAGGCAAAAGACUGUGUUUUGAAAUGGGGGGGGGAAGGAAACCAUGUAUUCUAGCACUUUGAAUUUGAGCAAUUGAGCUUGUGUAAUAGAAAUGAAUGCCCCCUCUCCUCCUCGCCCUCCUCCUCUCCCUCCCAUGUCACUCUUGCUCUCUUUCACUACUCCUCUCUCAGUCUCUCCAUCUUUACUUCCCUUUCUUCAAUCAAUGAACAUUUUCUCUGAAACAAACUUAAUGGACUAUUCUUUGUUGUAAAGAAUCCCUUUUUUGCCUACAGAGAAUCCUAGCUGUCCGGAGGCCCUCUAGAGCCUCAGGUGAACUCUUCUUGUUAUUUGAGUUGAUAAUGUAGCAUCUUUGUGAAGGUGCCCUGUGUAUUUAAGGUGAAGGUUCAAGAUGUUUGAGAAGAGGGAAAUCCUACUGGGUUGGCUGUCAAGGCUACACAAACACUAAAGGAAGUUAACCUGUCUGACAAGGUAUAAGACAUAAUCUUGAAACAAGAUGUUAGGGUUAUUUCUCAAUAAGGGAAUAGUAGUUUAGACGUUAAUGCUUUUUUUUCUUUUUGUUUUUGUUUUCAUGUAGCUCAGUUUUUCACUUUCGAAUCAAGCAUUUAAAAGCAAUUUUCAUCCGGGCGUUGACCUGUGAAUAGAAUGUUACUUCUCUCCUCCUUCUACUAGUUCUGUUUGUGAUCCAGAACUCUAGAAAUGGUCAGCACCAGAUCUAUCCUCUCCUUCCAUUCUGCAGCCUCAUGGUGCUACCACUGAAUGACAGACGCAUACACACACACACACACACACACACACACACAGACAUCUUCGCACACAUACACACACACACUGAAACACCACACACAUACUGACACACUUACACAUUCACCUCAUUCAGCUGGCUGAUUAAGUGUUUUACACCUCCAGACGAGUGGGGGUCAGUCUGGGAAGAGUUCCCACCAGGAGAGCUAGCCCUCCAACCAGCCGAUACGCUCCCUUGUGACAUCACUUCUCCUCAUCUCUAGGCUCAAUCUGAUUGGCCACUGAGGAUGGACAGAUAGCCAACAUGGGUUGUGUUGGGUUUUGUUUUCUAUGUUUGUUUGUUUUUAUCCUAAACUAGAUCACUUUUUCUCUCAGUCAAACUGGGAGGCUAAUCAGCACCAUUAACUUGAAGAUGAAUGUCUAAAACUAUGACCGGCUCCUGUCAGCGUUUUUUUUGUACUCUCUCCUUCCUCUGCUCUUCCCUCCCUCCUCCCCUCCUUCCUUGAACCAGAAUCACCUCCAGUCUCCCUGCUGAUCUGCUCUCUUCCUCCAGUCAUCUGACUCUCUGAGUUCACAUAUCAGGAAGAUUGUAAACAAGGACAUGCAUCUCAAUCAGUCUCAAUGGAAUAGGAGGGGUUUUUUUUAUGGGAGAGAAAAAAAACUUUUCCCAUUCCCUAUAAACCCUUUUCCCCCCCUCUCUGUUGCCAAAAAAAAUGUUCUGAAUCUACUAUCUCACAGUUUGGUGUUACAAAACACUGUGAUUAUUCGUUUUUUUUUCAAAAAGAAAAAUAAGUAAUAAAACGGUAAAAACUGUCACUUCAUCCUUUGACAGCCCGUCCGUCCAUCCUGCCAUCCUAUUACCAAGCGUGAUAACCGUAAACGUGUACAAUGUGUAAGUGUCACUGGCUGUCAGUCUCCAUGGAGAUUUCCGUGUGUGUUACUAUAUGCAGUAUAUACCAAGCUGAUGUAGCUGUUUUCUUGUCCUUUGUCUUCUCUGUGCUAUAACUCUAGUGUGGGGUGGGCGGGGCCUCCUGAGGCUCCUCCCCGGCUCCUCUGCAGUCCUAGUGAAACCAGUGGAGGUUAGUGGAUUUCGUGUGGUGGCCUUCCAAAUGUAGAGUCACCUUUUUUGCUGCUUCCUUUUGUCUGUAAGUUCCUUUCCGUUUUCUGCUAUUGCUUUGCUGUUGUGUAGUCUUACAGACCUCUCUAUCUCGCUCUCUUUCUCUCAGAGAUAAAAGACUCUUAACUAGCUCAAAGGUUUAUGGAGCCAUUUUUGCCACUGAGGAAUCUGGGAAUCGCAGUUUUCAGCUUGCAUAUUUACACUACUAUAGGAAUAUGAUGAGAAAAAGCUAAAGUAGCAUUUAGAUGUAGAAACUUCUGGAACCAUACGAGCCUCAGUUGUGAAACAUUCCCAGAGUCCCUUGUGCUUAUUGUAUGCAUUGGGUGUAUUUCAUUGGUUUCCACCUAACCUGUUGACUUCAAGGACCCUGCAACUCACAGGAUAAAUAAACAAAAAAAAAGAUUACGGUAGUAUUUCAGGACAAUAAACGAUUUUAAAGAUUUCUAAAGAAAUGAAAAGAAAAAUAUUUCGCACUAUAAAUCUAUUUUUAUAGGUGUUUUUGGAAAUGCAUGUUUACUAAGUUGGUUGAUUGUUUGGUUUUACUUGAUUCCGUUCGGUCCAGAAGCUUUGUCAACGUUCCAGUGUUUUAUAGUCUGUCCAGACAAUGGGUGGAGGAGCCUAAUGUCUAAUGAACUGUACAGGGCGACUCCCCCACAUCAGGAAACAACUCUGUGUGGUCUCUGUGACGAUGUGUUGUUCCUCUAAAUCCCAGGUCAUGAACUAAAUGUGUUUAUAAAAAGAGGGGUUGUGGGUGUUGUAGGCAGAGAGGCUUGGUCAGUUGCUGGAGAGCUGAGUGUCUCUAUGGUGAGAUUGAUGCUAAGCUAGACUUUAGUGUUUUCUACAUAGCCAGGAGGA
Messenger RNA from Hypomesus transpacificus, 4609 nucleotides. RefSeq names its product neuronal PAS domain-containing protein 3. Gene Ontology annotation, biological process: regulation of transcription by RNA polymerase II. Gene Ontology annotation, molecular function: DNA-binding transcription factor activity, RNA polymerase II-specific; protein binding; RNA polymerase II transcription regulatory region sequence-specific DNA binding. Lineage: Eukaryota; Metazoa; Chordata; Actinopteri; Osmeriformes; Osmeridae. The record is from RefSeq and is a predicted model, not a curated record.